Messenger RNA from Chenopodium quinoa (quinoa), 1579 nucleotides. RefSeq names its product probable feruloyl esterase A. The record is from RefSeq and is a predicted model, not a curated record. NCBI's taxonomy places the organism in Eukaryota, Viridiplantae, Streptophyta, Magnoliopsida, Caryophyllales, Amaranthaceae. The transcript has 11 exons. Gene Ontology annotation, biological process: lipid metabolic process. Bases 152 to 1225 code for a protein of 357 amino acids.
UUCAUGACUUCAAAACUUUAUCCAGAAUUUUAAUUACACGCAGAAAACGUCAAUCCUCCCCCCAAAUAAACAAAGGGUAAAGUUGUCGGCAAUCUAUUGUGAAAGAGGAAUUAUUUCAUCCAUUGUUAAAUAUUUGAAUUCGAGGAAAUUGAUGUUUGAUAUUAUGGAGCGAAGUAGAUUGUUAAGGAUGUUGCUGUUAUUAUGUUUAUUUGGUGUUUCUUUUGGCAGAGUGCUCAACCUUGAACACGGUGAUAAAUUCUCUGUCUACAAUCACACGCUUGCCAAAAUUUUGGUGGAGUACAACGCGGCAGUGUACGAGUCAGACUUGACUGAACUAUUUACCUGGACUUGCUCAAGAUGUAAUGGAAUGACAAAGGGAUUUGAAAUCAUAGAGCUUAUUGUUGAUGUCCAGCAUUGCUUGCAGGCAUAUGUUGGGGUUGCUAAGGAUCUGAAUGCUAUUAUUGUUGCAUUUAGAGGAACCCAGGAACACAGCAUCCAGAAUUGGGUUGAAGAUCUGUAUUGGAAACAACUUGAUUUAAAUUAUCCUGACAAGCCCGAUGCAAUGGUUCACCAUGGAUUCUAUAAUGCCUAUCAUAACACCACACUUCGCCCUGGAGUUGUUGAUGCUGUUAAACGAACGACACAAAUGUUUGGAGAAAUGGACCUUAUUGUAAUAGGGCAUUCAAUGGGUGGGGCUAUGGCUGCCAUUUGUGCACUUGACCUCACGGUACAUCACGGAAUAAAAAAUGUUCAUGUCACAACCUUUGGGCAACCACGGAUUGGAAAUGCAGCUUUUGCUUCUUACUACAGCCAAUUUGUCCCAAACACAAUCCGUGUCACUCAUGAGCAUGAUAUGGUGCCUCAUUUGCCGCCUUAUUAUCCUUAUUUCCGUCAGAAGUCAUAUCAUCAUUUUCCUAGAGAGGUAUGGCUGUAUAAUAUUGGAUUUGGAAGUUUAGUCUACACUGUUGAGAAGAUUUGUGAUCUUUCUGGUGAAGAUCCAUCUUGUAGCAGGUCAGUUAUGGGGAAUAGUGUAUUGGAUCACCUGGUCUAUUACGGUGUCAAUUUAGCAGCUGAGACAUGGAAUUCCUGCAGAAUUGUGUCUGGUCCCCAUCUUCUGAGGUACACAACUACAGAUCACGCUGGAAAUAUUAUCUUGUCCAAGCAACCUGGGUCUACUGUUUACCUUAGAGAUGGAGUGUCAGGCAAUGGGGCUAGCGUUUUAUAAUAUUUCUGGGUUUUAGGUCUCCUUGUAGGAAUACUCUGGGUCCCUUUAUCUUCUUAGCUUUGGAAGAGAAGGAAGGAGGAGGGGCAACCAAAUCCUGCCGAAAGUUGCAGUGGAUCUGUAUAUAUGCAGUGUUUUAUAUAGUGUAUUGUAUGAGAGUGAUGGAUAACUCAAGUGGUUAGAGCUUCCCUCCCGAUUCCAGGAGAUCCUGGGAUCGAUUCUCACCCCCGCUCUUGUGGCUCUCUAAACACCAAAAAAAAAAAAAAUAUAGUGUAUUGUAUAAAUAAUGCUUGAUAAUUGUAAAUUCAAAUUCGUGCUACUUAAAUGAAUGAAUUAUUUGCUCAUUUCAGGUUCCUA